AUGGGUGAUAAAGGUCUAUUGACAAUUUUGUCGCCUAAAUACGCUACCGAAAUCGGGAAUAUCAAAGCAUUAAGUCUGGACCGGGUAAUAGAACACGAACUAUAUUCUCACCUUAAGGGGUUUAAUCCGUUCAUCUAUGCUGGGGCGCAUGUAUUUCAAGGCACUGUGAGGAAAAAGAUGACACAAGCACUUGGAAGCGUGACAAAACCUGUUUCUGAAGAGGCAUCACUCGCACUGGAGAAUAAUUGGACGAAUAACCCAGAUUGGCACAGCUUCCCUCUAGCGCCUAGCCUUCUCAGACAGAUCGCCCAACAGUCAUCAAGGGUCUUCUUAGGCGAAACGAUUUGUCGAAAUCCUGAUUGGCUUCGUAUAGCCACCGAUUAUACAACAAAUUCAUUUAGAGCAGCAGAGGAGCUCCCAGACUGGCCAGGCAUUCUGCACCCGAUUUUAGUGCGAGUUUUGGACUCUACCAGGAAAAUGCAAAGAGAUUUCCAAGGGGCGCAGGAUAUCAUUAAGCCGGUCUUGAAAGAGAGGCGAAAAAUUCGAGAAGCCGCCAGACUGGAGGGGAGACCACCGCCAGUCUAUAACGACGCUUUAGAGUGGAUGGAGCAGGCAUCUAAAGGAGAACCCUAUGAUCCUACAGCAGCUCAGUUGCUCCUAUCUACUUUUUCCCUACACACCACAGCGGAUAUGAUCACGCAGGCAGUAUUUGAUCUUUGUGGCAAGGAAGACCUAAUCUAUGAGUUAAGAAAGGAAGUGGUCACGGUGCUUUCUCAGGAAGGAUGGAAGAAAGUUUCACUUAACAAGCUACAUUUGAUGGAUAGCUUCUUAAAGGAAUCUCAACGAUUAAAGCCACUCAAUAUUGCCACAUUGAGACGAAUUGCGGAAGAAGACGUUGAACUUAGUGAUGGGACAAAGAUUGCCAAGGGGACAUCACUUUUCAUUCCUACUGAUUGGAUGCGGGACGCGAAUUUCUAUGAGAACCCUGAAACUUUUGAUCCCUACCGGUUCUUGAAGCAGCGCCAAAUACCUGGGGGUGAAACUCGUGCACAGCUGAUAGUGCCUGCAGCUGAGCAUAUGGGAUUUGGUCUUGGAAUUCACGCAUGCCCCGGUCGAUUCAUGGCCUCUAACAGUAUCAAGAUUGCACUGUGUCAUAUUCUGGUCAAGUAUGACUUCAAGCUACCUGAAGGCUCGGUUCCUAAACAAAGAAGACAUGGAGGCGUUCUUCAAGCGGAUCCUGAGGCUGAGAUCAUGGUUCGUCGGCGCCAGGAGGAAAUCAGUUUGGAGGAUAUUUGCAAUAUUCCUUAG
This is a messenger RNA of Penicillium canescens, 1308 nucleotides long. Its product is annotated as cytochrome P450. The transcript is spliced from 4 exons. Gene Ontology annotation, molecular function: oxidoreductase activity, acting on paired donors, with incorporation or reduction of molecular oxygen; monooxygenase activity; iron ion binding. Bases 1 to 1308 code for a protein of 435 amino acids. Lineage: Eukaryota; Fungi; Ascomycota; Eurotiomycetes; Eurotiales; Aspergillaceae. The record is from RefSeq and is a predicted model, not a curated record.